Messenger RNA from Cloeon dipterum, 1343 nucleotides. RefSeq names its product zinc finger protein 64-like. The coding region runs from base 50 to 1330 and encodes 426 amino acids. Gene Ontology annotation, biological process: regulation of DNA-templated transcription. The record is from RefSeq and is a predicted model, not a curated record. Gene Ontology annotation, molecular function: DNA-binding transcription factor activity, RNA polymerase II-specific; RNA polymerase II cis-regulatory region sequence-specific DNA binding. The transcript has 3 exons. NCBI's taxonomy places the organism in Eukaryota, Metazoa, Arthropoda, Insecta, Ephemeroptera, Baetidae.
CACACGGGCAGGAAUCCACGAUUGUUGUUUUCGCUCUCCUUCAGCAGCGAUGUCGAAGCAAAAGCCGCUUUGUAUUAUAUGCGAGCUACCGACCGCGGAUGGCGGCAUCCCUUUCGCGCAGAUGGACAGGAAGAAACUGAAGACCUGGCUGCCGAUUAACUGCGGGGGCAAAGAAUUACCCAAGAACGUCAAGGACAAGCACCUUAUUUGCUACUUUUGCAUCUGGCAGGCCGAGUUCCUCGCUAUAUAUGUGUACAGAGACGAGUCUUUGGCGUGGUGGCCGAAAAAUAUCAAAUACGACCGUUACAGGAAGCAGUUGCGAAAGAAUUUUUUAGAGGGAAACGCAGACCAGUGUUGGGUGCAAUUAAAGGUGAUUGACCUGCCGAAAAGCGAGAAGGAAACGGAGAAAAUCGUAAAGAAAGCGCAAUCGAAGGUGAAGAAAAUGUGCGUCUACUGCUGCUUCGAGUUCAACCUUUCGGAUUUGCGAGACCACACGGAGGCGAAGCACAAAGACUUUAUAAAAUGCGAUAUUAAAAAAUGCAUCAACUAUUUCCUCAAGACUGAAGACAAGAAAAAACACAUGCAAGAGUGCCACGCAAAUCCCCCCAAAAAGCAAACUACGUCGAAACGCUCGAUCUGUGAUGUAGAAGAGACAGUAAAAACCAGUGAAAUCCCUGAAAAAACUAAAACCACUGAAAAUCCCAAUCCUGAAUUAACAUGUCCUCCCCAAGGAUGCGACCAGUCUUCCCAAACCGAAACCGAAAAGCAAGAAGAGCCCGUCUUACCAUCUCACGAAGAAGAUAAAGAAGACGCUAAAAAACUCAAACUCGACUCUGGCGAUGAGAAAGCCGUUCCUCCCGUCCAGGAGUCGUCAUCUAUUAGAUGUACUAGCUGCGAAGAAAAGUUUUCGGCGGUAAAGGACCUUAUGAGUCACUUUAAAACCAAGCAUAUGUCUCAAAUGUGCAUAAUCUGUAACGUAGAAAUUGUCCCCGACUCGAAAGUGCGUCACAAUAUGUCCGAAUCGAAAUGUUCGCUCUGCCAGGAGUCUUUCAAAUGCUCGGCUUUGCUGCAAUCGCACUGGAAGAAAUGCCCGAUGGUCCAAUUCAAAUGCAAAGAGUGCCCAAGAGCUUAUCAACACCAAUGGCAACUCGAGCAGCACGUGUUAAAAGCACACACAAAACGGCCGCCUGGAAACGACACUGCGCGCACGUUCAAAUGCGAACCUUGCCAGAGAUUUUUUGAAUCGGACGAUGUUCUCAAAAUUCACUUGCGUGACAUGCACACCUUUACCAAAUUCUUGCUUGUGAAAUAUGUGAGUAAUAAUAAAUAGUGAUAUGUGAAAC